GGAGGUGUUGGCCGCGAGCGUCGCUGUCAUGUCUGGUCGUGGCAAACAAGGAGGCAAGGCCCGCGCCAAGGCCAAGUCGCGCUCGUCCCGCGCCGGCCUGCAGUUCCCGGUGGGCCGAGUGCACCGCCUGCUGCGCAAGGGCAACUACGCCGAGCGGGUGGGGGCCGGCGCGCCGGUGUACAUGGCCGCGGUGCUGGAGUACCUGACGGCGGAAAUCCUGGAGCUGGCGGGGAACGCGGCCCGAGACAACAAGAAGACGCGCAUCAUCCCC
Neomonachus schauinslandi (Hawaiian monk seal) is the source of this 271-nucleotide messenger RNA. Its product is annotated as histone H2A type 2-C-like. Gene Ontology annotation, molecular function: DNA binding; structural constituent of chromatin; protein heterodimerization activity. The record is from RefSeq and is a predicted model, not a curated record. NCBI's taxonomy places the organism in Eukaryota, Metazoa, Chordata, Mammalia, Carnivora, Phocidae. The annotation marks the transcript as partial. The transcript has a single exon. Gene Ontology annotation, cellular component: nucleosome.